Molecule: messenger RNA, 1002 nt
Organism: Knipowitschia caucasica
Lineage: Eukaryota; Metazoa; Chordata; Actinopteri; Gobiiformes; Gobiidae
Source: the annotation of a GenBank genome assembly
AUGCAGAGUUUCUGUGAGUGUGUGCCCAGCUCCUCCCAGCUCAAACACCGCUGGUCAGGCUCUGACACGGCCAGAGAAACACCGGCCAAGCGGAUGAGCUGCAGCUACCUGCUCUGCACCAUCCUGCUGUUUGUGGCCGUGCUGCUGGCCGUCACCGUCACCGGCACCAUCCUCUUCAUGAACCACUACCAGGCCCCGCCCAUGUCCGACGGCAUGCCGCACAUCUCCACCAAUCAGGAGGAAGGAAACGCCCUGGUCACUAUCGAGAGGGGCGACGGGUCACGCAUCAACAUCUUCAUUGACCCCAACUGCCCCGACUACAACAGUAACUUCCUGCGUCUGGAGGGAGUUCAGACCUCGCUGCUCCACUCGCUGACGGAUCACGACUCGGACCUGAAGUCUGUGAAGGGCCAGGACCGGGCUCUGCUGGUCAGCCUGGCGGAGGAGGUGGCCAAGCUGUCGGCACACGCGGGGCAGUUAAAAAUGGAUUACGAGUCUCUGAGGAGGGGGCAGAGCAGCCUGGGACAAGACAUCAGCACUCUGCAGACGGAGCAGGGGCGGCUCAUACAGAAGUACCACUGUAAGUACCACUGUAAGUACCACCGUAAGUACCACCGUAAGUACCACCGUAAGUACCACCGUAAGUACCACCGUAAGUACCACCGUAAGUACCACCGUAAGUACCACCGUAAGUACCACUGUAAGUACCACCGUAAGUACCACCGUAAGUACCACCGUAAGUACCACCGUAAGUACCCCUGUAAGUACCACCGUAAGUACCACCGUAAGUACCACCGUAAGUACCACCGUAAGUACCACCGUAAGUACCACUGUAAGUACCACUGUAAGUACCACCGUAAGUACCACCGUAAGUACCACCGUAAGUACCACCGUAAGUACCACUGUAAGUACCACUGUAAGUACCACCGUAAGUACCACCGUAAGUACCACCGUAAGUACCACCGUAAGUACCACCGUAAGUACCUAGAAGUACCACUGUAA